Messenger RNA from Sycon ciliatum, 1088 nucleotides. RefSeq names its product lysine-specific demethylase 2A-like. The transcript has 5 exons. NCBI's taxonomy places the organism in Eukaryota, Metazoa, Porifera, Calcarea, Leucosolenida, Sycettidae. Gene Ontology annotation, biological process: regulation of transcription by RNA polymerase II; protein demethylation. The record is from RefSeq and is a predicted model, not a curated record. Bases 160 to 816 code for a protein of 218 amino acids. Gene Ontology annotation, molecular function: transcription coregulator activity; histone demethylase activity.
UGUUGUUGUUGUUGUUGUUGUUGUUGUUGUUGUUGUUGUUGUUGUUGUUGUUGUUGUUGUUGUUGUUGCACGCAGGUACGUCAUUUGGAUUGGGUGGACUUGGUGUGGCCGGAAAUAUUGCGCGCUUUGCAGCAGGAGGCCACCAACCGACUGGUCGACAUGAAAUAUCCCAAAGUGCAAAAGUACUGCCUGAUGAGCGUCGGUGGCUGCUACACAGAUUUCCGUAUCGACUUUGGUGGCACAUCCGUCUGGUAUCAUAUUCUCAAGGGUGGAAAGGUUUUCUGGCUGAUUCCUCCGACCCCAAUCAAUCUUCAGAUCUAUGAGCAGUGGGUGUUGUCGGGUAAACAGCAGGAUAUCUUCCUGGGUGACAUGGUCGAGACGUGUGCCCGCGUCGAAUUGAAACCAGGCUGGACUUUUGUCAUUCCUACUGGCUGGAUUCAUGCAGUUCACACUCCUGUGGAUUGGCUAGUGUUUGGUGGAAACUUUCUGCACAGUUUCAACAUAAGCGGUCAGCUUGCCGUGGCGGACAUUGAAGAAACUAAUAAGAUACGAACGCAGCGAAGCUCUCUCCUGCGCCCGCAUGCGCCGAGAUCCCACUGCUGUCAACGGAUGACACUGCAGCCCAGUCGCCAGCGACGGCGGCAGCUGCUGCUGCUGCUGCUGCUUCGUCAGGAGAUGGAAACAGCUCACAAGGCGGCAAGCCACCUCCAUCACCGCCAUCCUGCCUGCUCUCGGACAUGGCCUGUCUCAGCUCGUAUGAGAUUGAUGGCUUGCGAUGGCUGCUGGCCGAGCUUAACGUUUCCACGACGAUGGUGAGGGCAUGUCCCGAUGAGCUGGGGGAUCCUGGGGAGCUCAUGUCGACCGUGGAGGUAAGUUGUCGUGUGUGAUGUGUGGGUAAAACCGAAGUUACCGAAAAUAAAUCUCCACCUAAAUUUUCCGGUUUUACAGUAGCCUAUCUUCAGGGACAUACAUAACUAUUGGCGUAGAUUUGCUUAAUCGUUAUGCCUUGUAUUCUCUUGUCAAAUGUACACCGUAGAUUCUGUUGAACGAGUAUGAAAGCCAGUAUUCUCCUCUGCAAUGUACAAGCA